GUUUCUGUUGCGUUCAAACGCAGUUAACCGCGUUGAGAAAGAAGAUGCGUUUGAAGCUAGGAUCCAUUUCAUUUCUCCUCUGUUCCGAACUCACUAUUGAGCAAACAACUGAUCAAAUUCUGCUCGUAAAUCUCCUACCAUCUUGAACGGUUGAAAGGGGAAAAAAAAAAUGGAUACUGCAAAAGGAAAGAACGUGGCAUCAUCGUCUGCCACACAACGGUGGGAAUCCUCUUCUUCUCCAUCCCUUCCCUCGUCUGGUUCUUGGGAUUACGAGGUGUUCUUGAGCUUUAGAGGUGAAGACACUCGCAAACACUUCACUGACCACCUCUACAACGCUCUCCUCGAUAGUGGAAUCCGCACUUUCAGAGACAACGAAGAAAUCCGAAUAGGAGAAAAGAUCGAUCAGGAGCUUCGCUCUGCGAUCCACCGGUCCAAAAUCGCCAUACCCAUCUUCUCAGAAAACUAUAGUUCCAGCAAAUGGUGCCUCCGUGAACUAGUCGAGAUUGUGGAGUGCAUGAAACAAGAGGAUCAGGUCGGCAAAACACAUAUAAAAGUGAUGCCCAUUUUCUACCAUGUAGAUCCAUCUCACAUACGAGAACAAACUGGUAGCUAUGAGAAGGCUUUUCAAGAACAUGAGAAGGAAUUCGACCAGGAGGAAAUACAAGGGUGGAAGAAGGCUCUGAGUGAGGUGGCUGAAUUGAAAGGAUGGGAUCUGGAGAAUAUUGCUGAUGGGCAUGAUGGAAAGUCAAUAAAAUUAAUUGUUAAAGAAGUAUGGAAUGAAUUGAGAAAGAGCCCCUUGACUACUUCUGACAACUUGGUUGGAAUCAAUUCUCAUGUAGAAAAAAUAAUGAAGUUGCUAAGCAUUGGCUCUAAUGAUAUACAGAUUAUGGGUAUCCAUGGAUUAGGUGGCAUUGGUAAGACAACAAUUGCUAGGUGCAUAUACAAUAAAGUCUAUCAUCACUUUGAAGGAUGUUGUUUUAUAGCAAAUGCUUGUGAAACUUUCCAACAAAGGGGACUUGUCCAUUUGCAAAGUCAACUUGUCAUUAAUAUCCUGAAUGUAGAGAAUCCAGACAUUUUUAGUGUUGAUCAAGGAAUUGAUAUGAUCAGGCAAAGAUUAUCCAAUAAAAAAGUUCUUAUUGUCCUUGACGAUGUGGAUCAAAAUAUUGAUUUAAAUGCAAUAAUCGGGAAGCGUGAUUGGUUUGGUCUUGGAAGCAGGAUUAUUAUUACCACAAGGGACAAGCAUAUCUUAGAUGUUCAUGUAGUAGACGAAACUUAUAAGCCCAAUGAAAUGGAUUUAGAUCAUUCUCUUCAACUUUUCAGCAAACAUGCCUUCAAGAUGGACCGACCUCUCAAACACUAUCUGAAUAUCUCAAAAGAGAUAGUAAAAACUACUGGAGGACUUCCUUUAGCUCUUAUGGUUAUAGGUUCAUUUUUAUUUGGCAAAGAAGAAUCAACAUGGGAAGACACGAUGAAGAAGUUGAGAUAUAUUCCACAUGAAGAUGUGCAAUAGAAGUUGAGAAUAAGUUAUGAUGGAUUAAAUUAUGAGGAGAAAGAGAUAUUUCUUGAUAUUGCUUGUUUUUGCAUUGGAAUGGAUAAGAAAGUUGCAUGUUGCAUAUGGCAUGGCUGUGGAUUUUUCCCUGAAGCAGGAAUUGAAAAUCUUCGCCUAAAGUCAUUAGUUAAGGUUGGUGAAAAGAAUGAAUUAAUGAUGCAUGAUCAGCUCCGAGAUCUCGGAAGGGAAAUUAUUCGUCAAGACAGCCCUAAGGAGCUUGGGGAGUGUAAUAGGUUGUGGUCGCAUGAGUACUCAAAUGGGAACUAGCAAAGUUGAAGGACUCCGUACUAUGUUCAACGACUCUUGCAAAGAUAGGGAAUGUAUGUUGAGUUAUAAAGGAUUUGCUGUGAUGACUGAUGACUAAAUUAAGGUUACUUCAAGUUGAUUAUGCCAAGAUUGCUGAAAAAAUCGUGCAUUCCCCUUCUUUUCCAGAACUAAGAUGGCUUAGUUGGAAAAGAUGUCCAAUAAAAUUUACACCAACCAAUCUAAGUAAACUGUGUGUUCUUGAUCUGUCAGAUAGUGAUAUCACAGAAAGCUGGAUGGGUUGGAAGCAUAUCAAGGUGGAAAAAAAUCUCAAAGUUCUAAACCUUUGUCAUUGUGUUAAACUAUCCCAACUUCUUGACGUAUCAGCAAAUCUACAUUUGGAGGAAUUGAUUCUUGAAAACUGUUCAAGUUUAACUACAAUUGGCGCAUCCAUUGGUCAUCUUAAGAGUUUAACCAUAUUGAACGUGAAGGGCUGCAAGAGGUUAGAGCAUCUCUCAACCAGCAUUGGGCAGUUGAGUUCUCUCAAAACACUUGACAUUAGACGUACAAAUAUUUGUCAAUUGCCCGAAGCAUUGGGCUCCUUGGAGGCCUUAACAGAGCUAUAUGUUGGCUUUUCUAAAAUACAGUUACCUAGUUCAACACAUCAUCUGAGAAACCUCAAAACUUUAAGUGGUGCACAUGAUAUUAUCCCGCAAGCAGGAAGGUAUUCUAUCCCUCCUAAUCAUCUCCCAGAGCUUCCUUCAAGUUUGAAAUAUUUGGAUGCUUCAUUCUGCAAAAUGAAAUCACUCACCACGCUGUCAAAGCUGACAGAUUUAGAGGUACUAUACCUUGAUUACUGUGAGAAUCUGUUGGAGGUACCAACUACAAUUAAUUCUCUUACAAGGCUGGAAAAACUCAGUAUCCUUAAUUGCUACAAGCUAGCAAAAAUUGGAAGCCUUGAGGGAUUAGUUUCCCUGCAGCAUUUGGAAAUAUGUUAUUGUGGCUCAUUGAAAACAUUUCCGAAACUUCGAGGAUUGAAAAAAUUGAGGUAUUUAGAGUUAAGUAAUGAUGUCUUCAUUGAGCUUGAAGGCCUUGAGGGAUUGUACUCCCUAGAAAAGUUGAUUAUAAAGUACUGCUAUUAUUUAAGAAAAAUUCCAAAUUUGUCAGAUUUGAAAAAUGUUGUGUGCAUAGAAAUCCGAGUAUGCCCUGAGUCACCUGGGAUUGAGGGCCUUGAGGGAUUGAACCCCCUGCAGGAACUCAUUAUAAAAGCUUGUGUUUCAUGGAGAAAGAUAAAACUUCCCAAAGAACUGAGGAUGUUACAUAUCUUGAAAUUGAAGAACUUAUCUGAGAUUGAGGGCCUUGAGGGAUUGGAUUCCCUUAAGCAACUGUACAUAAGAGAGUGCCCAUCAUUGAGAAAGAUACAACUUCCCAAAAAACUGAGGGAAUUAGAAAUCCAACACUGAGAAGUUAUCUGAUAUUGAGUAUCUUCAGGAUUUAGAAUAUUUGACAGGAUUUUCCCUCUGUGACUGCAAAUCAAUCAUAAGAUUACCAGACUUUUCGAACUUGAAGACCUUAAAGCAUUUAUAUAUUUCUGAACUCCCAAUGCAACAAGAGAUUCUUCGCCUUGAGGGAUUGGAAUCCUUAGAAGAAUUAAAAAUUCAUCGAGCCCCGUCAGUAAAAGUAUUACCGGAUGUCUCAACCUUGAAGAAACUGAAACGUAUAGAACUCAAAUGGUGUGGAUGCUUGCAAAGAUUACCUGAUCUAUCAAACUUAAACUAGUUAAGUGAACUAUGGAUUGGGGAAUGUCUGAAGUUGAAUGAGAUCCCAAGUGUUGACAGAUUGGAGUCCUUGGAAGUAUUGGAAUUGCAUGAUUGUAAAUCAAUGGCAAUAUUACCAGAUUUGUCCAACUUGAGAAAACUCUGGAAGUUACAUAUCCAAGAUUGUGAGAAGUUAAUGGAGAUUCAAGGAGUUGAUAGGUUGGAAUCCUUAGAGGAGCUGAAUGUUCGUGGGUGCAUAUCCAUGAAGUUACCAGAUUUGUCCAACUUAACAAAACUACGGGUAUUAGAUGUCCAAGAUUGUGAGAAGCUAACGGAGAUUGAGGGAGUUGAUAGGUUGGAAUCCUUAGAGGAGCUGAAUGUUCUUGGGUGCAGGUCCAUGAAAUUACCAGAUUUGUCAAGCCUGAGGAAAGUACAAAUAUUUGCAGACCCUAAUUCUAAUGAGAGCUCAUCUUCGAGCAUUAAAUUUAGAAGCUUAUUAAAACGACUAUGGAAGCCCAUCUAUUAGAUCAAGGUAUUACCAGUUCUAGGGAAGAGCUUCAACCCUCAAUGAUUGCAGAAAGUGUGCUUAAACAUGUUGAACUCUCAGUACAGUGAUGGCAGUGAAGUGGAGAAAAGACCAUGAGAAGUGGCUAAAGGACCUUACAAGGAUUGAAGUGGAAUGCGACUCCCAAGCAGUGGUUUGGUGUAUUUCUAGGAAAUCGAUUCCAUGGCGCUUUCAGCAAAAAUGGUUCUCCCUCUUGAGCUAUUUGAACAGGAUCCAAUGGAGUAUGCAACACUGCUUCUGGAAGGUUAACCCUGUUGCAGAUGGGCUGGCAAAACAUGUGGCUGCGUCGCGGUCUCCUGAAGUUUGGGACUUCACCCCUAGAUUCUCUGUGAAUGACAUUGAAUGGGACGCCAAUGAAAGAUCAAGAUUCCGAUUUGUGUAAAGCUUUCUCUUUUUUGAUAUGUUUUAGAUGAGGUGUUUCGACCUCCCAUCUGCUGAUGGUAAUGCGAAGGUGGGGCAAUUUUGUUUGGUUUCAGGGCCUGUUCUGCUGAUGGCAAUGCCGAAGGUGGAAUAGGUUUCUGAAAUGCUGAUAUUCUUUACCUUUUGGCUCUUGUAUUUCAUUCAUUCAUUCAUUUAAUAAAUCUCUUUGCUGACCUUGAGCAAAAAAAAAAAACAAGAAAGAAUAUUCUGAGCCCAACGCAUAGCUCCAUGUUGCAGUUUCCAUUGGGAGAGUUGCUGCUACUCUUUCUGCGAGUUCCAUUACUACAGCAGAAUUGUCAUGAUCUGGUGAACAUAUGACAAAGGCUGGCAUGGUGAAGGUAUCUGCUGUGACAAUGCCUUGAGGCUGCAAUGACAAAGAAGGGAGAGCAUGCACACCUUGAAUCUGUCAUUAGCUAUUAAUGUACGAUUGUCAAGGAUGUCAUGUUCUUUAUCUGUAGAUCAAAUUGAAGAAAGGAAUUGAUUUAUUUUUUCUUUUCGAAUUUUGGCACUAGUAAUGUUGGUAAACUUCAUUGCAAAAUCAUGUCUACUUAUAGAGCAGAUGGGUUGGAUGGGUUUUUCCUCAUUCAUCCCCUGUUUCUGAUUUUUGUGCUUGUACCGAGAAGGAAGCAUGAUUGAACCAGAAGUAACUUUAGCUCUUAUCUGCUAUUAAGUAGCAUUUUAGCAUUUUUCCCAGGUGUUGCUGAAGAUGAAGAAGACAUGUUACCAGUACCGUCUUCAAACAAAAAAGCUGAGGAAGCUCAUCUCUCUGCCGAUGAAGAGUGCAUCGGGUUCCCUUGAGUGAGUCGAGAAAUCUAGGUGUGCUGCUGCUACCAUUUUUGUUACUGCUUCUUUUCAUCACCAAUAGAGGGAGUGGCCUUCGGGACAUUGGGAUGGAGGGUUUCCAUGUGUUGGAAUGGUGGGAAUGGAUAGCCAUCAUUGCUUUGUUAUAGAAAGUUUAAAUUGGCAUCAGGAAGCUGUUAUAGUAAAGGAUGACAUAGACGUAAUCUUUAAGAUGUUAUGACAGACCAGACAUGUCAAAAUUUUAAAUUUUAAAGGUUACAUGAUGUGGAGUGACCUUGUCUAUAUUUUGGAAAACAGUGAUUGAAUAGUCUGCCGGUAGAGUUAUAAAUUUGGAGUUUGUUACCAGUGAUGUUAUGUACAUUUUGUUUCUCUAUGUAAACCAUUAAUCCCAGUUGGUGAGCUUCAAUUUUCUGCC
This is a messenger RNA of Macadamia integrifolia, 5750 nucleotides long. RefSeq names its product disease resistance protein RUN1-like. NCBI's taxonomy places the organism in Eukaryota, Viridiplantae, Streptophyta, Magnoliopsida, Proteales, Proteaceae. The record is from RefSeq and is a predicted model, not a curated record. The coding region runs from base 170 to 1510 and encodes 446 amino acids. Gene Ontology annotation, molecular function: ADP binding. Gene Ontology annotation, biological process: signal transduction; defense response. The transcript has 6 exons.